UGAAAACAACCCAUAUGUUGAAACAACAAAAGAAAGUAUACAAAUAACUGAAAAACAAGAUGAACAUAUGUUAGCAUCAAGCUACUCUUCAGAUGCAAAAGAAGAAAUGUUGUUGGACCCAGAAACUAAACCUUCAAACAAUGCUUCUAGUAACAACAAAGUUAUAUAUGAGGCCCAAGAAAUUGAACCUAUUAGCACAACAGCAACCUAUUACUUACCAGAGAAGA
Molecule: messenger RNA, 227 nt
Organism: Cetraspora pellucida
Lineage: Eukaryota; Fungi; Glomeromycota; Glomeromycetes; Diversisporales; Gigasporaceae
Source: the annotation of a GenBank genome assembly